UCGGCGUUUCUCCUGAAGAAAGAAAUGAGGGAGUUCCGUUUCUUCCUUUCCUUGUCUUUUUAAUUUAUUUUAAAAAAUUCGAAAUAUGGAGAUCGGCAAAUGGCCAUGGGAGCCAGCGGCUGUUAAAUAGGAAGCACCUAACUAUGAACUCAUUCAAAGCUCCCAACUGCUUCGUCCCUCUCGUUGUUCAUUCCCACCUUUAUAGGCGACCACCUCUAGGGUUUUUCCUCAUCCCACCACGCUUCUUCUCAGGAUUAUCAGCUAAUACAUUCAUGGAUGUUGUCAAAGCGACUCUUAAGAGAGCUUCUAUGGCUCAUGAUAGUGUGGCUAUAAGAGCGGAAAAUAAUAGCUACAGCUUUGCUCAGAUUGUUUCAUCUGCAUGGAGCAUCUGCAAUCAUUUGUGCAGUGGGAAUUUUAAAAAUAAUAUUGAGGAGUGUAAAUACGAAACUUCUGUUCAGUCCAACAAUAAAUCAGAAAAUCUUCAUGGAGCACGCAUAGGGAUUGUAGCUAAGCCUUCUGCUGAAUUUGUUGCUGGGGUUCUUGGCACUUGGCUUAGUGGUGGAGUUGCAGUUCCACUUGCACUGAGCUAUCCUGAGGCAGAGCUCUUACAUGUGAUGAAUGAUUCAGAUAUCUCCGUUGUUUUAAGCACCCAAGAAUAUCAAGAAUUAAUGGAGAAAGUGGCUGCCAAGUGUUCUUCUUAUUUUUCUCUUCUUCCUUCUGUUACCAGCAUACCUACAAAUACGGGUUCGCUUGAACCUGCUAGGAAUGAUCAGUUUCAUUUGAUUUCUAAGUUGAUACAGGAAAUGAGUGAUUCAAGAAAGCCUGAAGGCGAUGACCCUGCAUUAAUUCUAUAUACAAGUGGGACAACGGGGAAGCCCAAAGGUGUUGUUCACACCCACAAGGGGAUAAUUUCACAGGUUCAGAUUCUAACAGAAGCUUGGGAAUAUACAAGUACUGACCAAAUUCUUCAUUGCUUGCCAUUACAUCAUGUUCAUGGUCUUUUCAACGCGCUGCUUGCCCCUCUUUAUGCUGGAGCUGUGGUUGAAUUUAUGCCAAAAUUUAGUGUAAGAGGUGUUUGGCAGAGAUGGAGAGAAUCGUAUCCUGAUAAUGGAAAUAAAGUUGAUGAUGCUAUUACCUUGUUUACUGGGGUUCCAACAAUCUACACUCGGCUGCUACAGGGCUAUGAGAUGAUGGAUUCAGAUCUUAGAGCAGCUUCUGCUUCAGCUGCAUGUAAAUUGCGUCUUAUGAUGUGUGGGUCGUCAGCCCUUCCUUAUCCUAUAAUGAAACAAUGGGAAGAGAUAACAGGACACCGACUUUUGGAACGCUAUGGUAUGACAGAGUUUGUCAUGGCACUCUCCAACCCGUUGCAUGGUAUUAGGAAGGCAGGUACUGUUGGAAAACCUCUACCAAGGGUGGAGGUUAAGAUAAUUGGAGAAGAUGGAAAUGAAGCAGAUGGAGUUGGAGAACUUUGUGUUCGAAGCCCUUCCUUAUUCAAAGAAUAUUGGAAACAACCCAAGGUGACAAAGGAAUCAUUCAUUGAUGGUGGAUUCUUCAAAACUGGGGAUACUGCUACUGUGGAUGAAGAUGGUUAUCAUGUUAUUUUAGGACGUUCUAAUGCUGAUAUCAUGAAAGUCGGAGGUUACAAGCUAUCGGCGUUGGAGAUUGAAGCAGUACUUCUAGAGCAUCCAGUUGUGUCUGAGUGCUGUGUGUUGGGUCUGGAAGACAAGGACUAUGGGGAGAUUGUGUGCGCAAUAAUUGUGGCUCAUGAAAGCAAUGAGAAAGUAAGUAAUGAGGAGUUAAAAACAGCAGCUAUUAGCUUGGAGGAGCUGCAGGAGUGGUCGACAGAGAGACUGGCGCCUUAUAAGAUUCCGACGAAGCUGUUAUUGUGGGACGAGCUUCCGAGAAACGCAAUGGGAAAGGUGAAUAAGAAGGAGCUGAAAAGAUUGCUGGAGAAUUGAUUUUGGGUUCUUUGAAAGUCUUAGGUUAGUUAUUUCAUAUUGUAAUGAUUUAUGAGAGUUUCAGACAUAAAUUUGCUCUACUAAACAGAAAUUAAUGAAGAUAUAUUU
Molecule: messenger RNA, 2066 nt
Organism: Phalaenopsis equestris
Lineage: Eukaryota; Viridiplantae; Streptophyta; Magnoliopsida; Asparagales; Orchidaceae
Product: malonate--CoA ligase
Exons: 15
Coding region: 144-1958 (604 amino acids)
Biological process (GO): fatty acid metabolic process
Molecular function (GO): medium-chain fatty acid-CoA ligase activity
Source: RefSeq, a predicted model, not a curated record